AUGGGGUGUAGGAAGGUUGCCGAGUUUCUCUUUACCUAUGAAACACCGAAGAUGGUGGAAAUUACCAACUAUAAGAUUGGAGUUUUCCACCGGUUUCUUCAAGUCAUAAUUACAGUGUACGUCGUCUGCUGGGUAUUAAUUUAUGAUAAGGGUUAUCAGGAAAAUGAUGAAGUUGUAUCAUCUGUAGUUACCAAAACUAAAGGGCUAAUGAUAGAGCGGUGGUCCCGAGGCACAGAGGACGUAGCGUUGAUUUUUGAUGCCGCUGAUAUUAUUAACCCUCCCCUAGAGAAUAAUGCGUUUUUCGUGACAACACACCUAAUAACUACCCCUCAGCAGACGCCUAGCCGUUGUUCUGGGACAAGUAAAAAAUCUGCUUGUAGACAGGAUAGUGAUUGCAAGGAAAUGCAAUUGUCCUUCCAUGAUGCAGGCGCAUUAACAGGAAAAUGUGUAAAUAUCAAAGAUGGAAAAGGUUUCUGUGAAAUAUAUGCUUGGUGCCCCCUUGAGAAUGACACCAUUGUUCUCAACUACGAUUUGCAGACCCGCUUUGACAUGAUUUCCAACUACACAGUCUACAUAAAAAAUGAUAUAGAAUACCCGAAAUUCAGCGUUAAAAGGAGGAAUCGAGAUGCAUGGAGUCAUAAAAAACCCCUUGGCUCAUGCCGCUAUAAUCCCAGCGAUCCACUAGACAAAUACUGUCCCAUUUUCAAGUUUGAAACAAUUUUUAACGAAGUCGGGUUGAAGCCAUCUGUUCUUACAAGAGGUGGAGUGAUUGGGAUCAUCAUAAAUUGGGACUGCGAUUUAGACUGGGGUGCAGAGAGCUGCAAGCCUGCCUACUCCUUCACCAAUCUAGACGUAAACAACGACGGCAACAGCGGAUUCAAUUUCCGCUACUCAUACCGUUAUCGAGAAAAUGGGACACUGUAUCGAGAUCUGGUAAAAGCGAUUGGUCUGCGAUUCUCCAUAUUCGUCCACGGACGUGCUGGAAAGUUCAGUAUUAUUCCACUUCUUCUUAACCUCGGCUCAGGUCUAGCGCUCCUCGGAGUGGUAAGUGCAGCCAUUCUGUUUCAUUACUUAAACCUUUUACUCGUAGAUGACCUAUUCACUGUUCUUAUUACUUCGGCAUUCAUCAAACCCUCCCCCAUGUGGACAAUCAUAAAAAUCCACUUUAUGUUCCCUGUUAAUGUCUACAUGAUUGUGUCAAAAUUAAUAACGUCGCAACCCUGCAAUUGUUGA
Molecule: messenger RNA, 1233 nt
Organism: Hydatigera taeniaeformis
Lineage: Eukaryota; Metazoa; Platyhelminthes; Cestoda; Cyclophyllidea; Taeniidae
Source: the annotation of a GenBank genome assembly